Molecule: messenger RNA, 1794 nt
Organism: Funneliformis caledonium
Lineage: Eukaryota; Fungi; Glomeromycota; Glomeromycetes; Glomerales; Glomeraceae
Source: the annotation of a GenBank genome assembly
AUGGCAGCAGUAGAACAGCAACAACAGCCAGCAACGUCUCCUUUCACCCCCCCUUCUUCGCCUUUAUCACCGUCGUCGUCUUCACCUGUAAUAGUGAGGUCUCCUUCACCUUCUUUAUAUGACGUGUUUCCUAUCGUCUGUGAAGAUCCUCCAAUCAGAGCUUUAAGUGGCUCGCAAUAUUAUCUUAUUCAUGAAGCCUACCACAGUACAGCACUCCCUAACGACACUUUAUUUCCGUGGUUACAUGGUGUUGAUGGAACAAAUCUGGUUCAAAACAAUUUUUUUGGGAUUCAAGAAUGUCUCAUGCCUCUGCAUCGUGGUGUGACGGUAGUACAGGCCGAAGAAACGUCAAAAUCCUUACUAGUUGGUUCUGUUUACCCGUCUGAUAUUUUUAAUCCUCUUCCAAAUGAUGGUGAUGAUUCUCGUCAUGGACGUAGAGGUUUCUUAAAAGUGAAUGAUGGGGAAGGAGUUAAUGUAAAUUUACGUAAUUUUAAAAUCCAAGUAUCUAAAUACGUUACUUUAUCAGAUAUUGUCGUUUAUGGUGAAAAUGGCUUAAAUGACACCGUAUUGGAGAUUGCUAAACAAGCCGCGUGGGCUCAGCAAGCAUUACGGGAAAAUAGUACAAAUGGCAUAGAUUAUGAAGUUUUUGUCAUAUUGGAUCCAUUUUCAUUCUUUGAAAAAGAAUUUCCGGAACUUGUUGCGUUAGAUUCACACGGCAUCACACGUAAUAAGGUUAAUUUUUUGGAAAAAGAAAGAGAAGAAAUGAGAUUAUUAACUGCAGCAUCUGAGAUUUCACAUAACGUUUGGCUAGGGAAUACUCAAGAUGUUCCAGUAUCAAGUGACAUGGACCCGGCAGAUUCAGCAAUUUCAUUAAUAGAUGAUAAUCCGCGUCAAUUUAGUAUUUGUAUAGAAUCACAUGACCUUGCGGAAAUGGCAGAUCAAACCACAUUAAAACUUGCUACGGAACAACUUGCAAGUUUAUCAACGUGUAGACGAACAUCAAUUGAUGAAAUUAUUCAUAUUGAUUCGUUUGAUGCAAUAGCGACGAGGUUGAUAGAUUUGUGUGAAUUUAUUUCAACGCAAGCAAAUAAAUUUGACCAUAAAAUAUUAAUUCACUGUGCAGAUGGAUAUACGGAAACUUCUUUACUUUCAUUAACUUAUUUAAUGUUUAAUGAAAAUCUCAAAUUACCACAAGCAUAUCUUAGAUUACAAAAGACAAGAAAUGAAAAAAAAGAUAUUGAAAAUAUUGAAAAAUUUCCAUGGUUUUUUUCACCAUUUUUUGAAGGAAGUUUUCCUAGCCGAAUUCUUCCAUUUUUGUACCUUGGUAAUUUAAAUCAUGCGUGUAAUGACGGUAUGUUAAAGGCCCUUGGAAUCACCCAUGUCUUAUCUGUUGGUGAAGAUUCUAAAUUGGAUAGAAAAGAAUUUGAAGUACAAUAUUUAGACAAUUUAUAUGAUGAUGGAAUUGAUAGUUUAUGGAACCAUUUGGAUUCUUGUGUCAAUUUCAUCGAAAAUGCUCGACGAUCGAAUGGUAGUAUAUUAAUUCAUUGCCGAGUAGGAGUAUCUAGAUCUGCUACUAUAACGAUUGCAUAUAUUAUGAAACAUCUUGGCAGAUCGUUGGUAUCAUCAUAUUUAUAUGUCAGAGCUAGAAGACUUAAUGUUAUUAUUCAACCUAACCUGAAGUUUAUGUAUGAAUUAUUACAAUACGAGCAAAAAUUAACCGGAAGGAUGAAUAUUAAUUGGGUCUGGUUAGCUAAAGAAAUUCAUGCUCUAAACAUGUGUUAUGUUGGUGCUUAA